CUGAGGAUGGGGCUUUCUCCCAAGCGGCGCUCACAAUGGCCAGAGAGGACUCCGUGAAGUGUUUGCGCUGCCUGCUCUAUGCCCUCAACCUGCUCUUCUGGUUGAUGUCCAUCACAGUUUUAGGAGUUUCGGCCUGGAUGAGGGACUAUCUGAAUAAUGUUCUCACUCUAACUGCAGAAACAAGGGUAGAGGAAGCUGUUGUUUCCACUUAUUUUCCUGUAGUUCAUCCGGUCAUGAUUGCAGUCUGCUGCUUCCUUAUCAUCGUUGGGAUGCUGGGGUAUUGUGGAACAGUAAAAAGAAAUCUUUUGCUGCUUGUAUGGUAUUUUGGCAGUUUGCUUGUGAUAUUCUGUGUUGAACUGGCAUGUGGCGUUUGGACCUAUGAACAAGAAAUUACGGUUCCUGUGCAGUGGUCAGACAUGGUCACUUUGAAAGCCAGAAUGACCAACUAUGGCUUACCUAGAUAUCAGUGGCUUACUCAUGCUUGGAAUUUCUUUCAGAGAGAGUUUAAAUGCUGUGGAGUAGUUUACUUCACGGACUGGUUGGAAAUGACAGAGAUGGAUUGGCCUCCCGAUUCUUGUUGCGUAAGAGAGUUCCCAGGAUGCUCCAAGCAAGCCCACCAAGAGGAUCUUAGUGACCUUUAUCAGGAGGGUUGUGGUAAAAAGAUGUACACUUUCUUAAGAGGAACCAAGCAACUGCAGGUGCUCCGAUUUCUCGGAAUCUCUAUUGGGGUUACCCAAAUUCUGGCUAUGAUUCUUACUAUUACUUUGUUGUGGGCUCUGUAUUAUGACCGACGGGAUCCAGGAGCAGAUCAAAUGCUGUCCUUGAAGAAUGACACAGCCCAGCACCUGUCAUGUCAUUCAGUGGAGCUGCUGAAACCCAGCCUGACCAGGAUCUUUGAGCACACAUCCAUGGUGAACGGCUUUAAUACACACUUUGAAAUGGAGGAACUGUAGGCUGAUGAAACAGACCUGAGAGUCACUGCAAUCUCUUCCUGUUUUUCAAGUGCACCGUACUAAUUAAUCUAUAUUAGAAAA
Euleptes europaea (tarantolino) is the source of this 1034-nucleotide messenger RNA. It is a transcript of the gene TSPAN12, whose product is annotated as tetraspanin 12. The transcript has 7 exons. The record is from RefSeq and is a predicted model, not a curated record. Bases 36 to 953 code for a protein of 305 amino acids. NCBI's taxonomy places the organism in Eukaryota, Metazoa, Chordata, Lepidosauria, Squamata, Sphaerodactylidae. Gene Ontology annotation, cellular component: membrane.